UGGUCUCCGGCUGGUGAAUCUGGGAAUGAAGCCACUGUUACACUCAGUCAGUUUGUUCCGUCAAUGUCUAUUCUACGGAUCAUUCGGAUCAGGACGACUGCUGAAGGACAAUGGAAGGGACCGAGAGGUCUAACAGCUGUGAUCCAGACACAGCAGACUGUGAUGGCAGCACUGGGAGACAAAGUCUCUUUACACUGUCAGCUCAUGGAAACUAAAGAUGUCCUUCAAGUCACGUGGCAGAAGAUCUCACCUAGAGGAGACGCUAAUGUUGCCACCUACAACAAACACUAUGGCGAACGUGUGAAUCCUAGCUUCAAAGAUAAAUUAGAGUUUGAAGAUGCUGGACUUCAGAGCAGCUCCAUAGUCAUCAAUAAUGUGACGGAGCAGGAUGAAGCCUGCUAUCUCUGUUUGUUCAACUCCUACCCUGAAGGAGCUCUGAGAGGAAGAACAUGUCUCCAAGUUUAUGAGCUGCAUCAACCUGUUGUACAUGUCAGAGAAUCAAACUCUACUGGAGAGGUAGUUGUGUCCUGUUCAGCCACAGGUCGACCUGCUCCCACUGUAACACUGAGAGCUACACAAGCAGACCGCAACUUGACUGACUACGACAGCGUCAGUGUGUCCAACACCAACGGUACAGUCACUGUCACCACUACAGCUGUGCUGUCAGCUCUCCAUGUAAACAGCACACAGGUUGGAUGUAGAGUUGGAGUGCUCUCUGGUCCUCAGAUAGAGGUGUUGGAGACCAUUCCUGGGCUCAAACCCACGUCUGCUGAUGAUUCGGACGAUGAAGUUAAUGUUCAUGUGGUCUCAAGAAGACAUUUAUACAGCUUAGUCCCUGUAUUGCUGCUGAUCAUCAGUGUUGCUGCAGUGAUCGUUGUCAGGUUCAGAAGAGAAACUCAUACCAGUUUGACACACAAGGAGCCUCAGAGGGAUGAGAUGCCAGGAAACACUCUGAAGGCUGAAUCAUCUUUGCUGACACAUGAGAACAUGGAGCUUAGAAAACGGACACCUCCUGAGAGACGUCAACCAAACAGCAACUCAAAUUCACCUUCAGCACCAGCAAGGUGCGUUUUGGAUUAGUGUUGACCCUCAGAUGG
Mugil cephalus (flathead mullet) is the source of this 1097-nucleotide messenger RNA. RefSeq names its product OX-2 membrane glycoprotein-like. NCBI's taxonomy places the organism in Eukaryota, Metazoa, Chordata, Actinopteri, Mugiliformes, Mugilidae. The record is from RefSeq and is a predicted model, not a curated record. The transcript has 7 exons. Bases 64 to 1080 code for a protein of 338 amino acids. Gene Ontology annotation, molecular function: cell-cell adhesion mediator activity.